Phlebotomus argentipes is the source of this 1904-nucleotide messenger RNA. RefSeq names its product putative phospholipase B-like lamina ancestor (gene lama). Lineage: Eukaryota; Metazoa; Arthropoda; Insecta; Diptera; Psychodidae. The record is from RefSeq and is a predicted model, not a curated record. The transcript is spliced from 3 exons. Gene Ontology annotation, cellular component: extracellular region. Bases 3 to 1829 code for a protein of 608 amino acids. Gene Ontology annotation, molecular function: glycerophospholipase activity. Gene Ontology annotation, biological process: phospholipid catabolic process.
AAAUGCUGAAAGUCGUCGGUGCUUCGUGGUACAAGACCAAAAUUGGCAGCCUCAUUGUCCUGGCUGCCAUCAUCCUCGGCCUGGGGGCGCUCUUCAUCAUCGACAUGGAGAGGCCAACAUUCGACGGCACGUUCUGUGCCACUGUUUACUGGACGAAGAUGUCUGGGUAUCGCGUGGAAUUCUGGGGUCAGCAGAAUGAUCUUGACUCCAUUCCGCUCGGCGUGGCCCGAAUUUGCUACAAGGACACAAUCUUCGAGAAUGGUUGGUCGCAGAUUGAGAUCGAGACGAAUCCUGUGUACUCAGACAGGAUUCAGGCCACCGGAGCGGGGAUUCUGGAAGGUGCUUUGACGUGGAAGAGCAUCUACUAUCAGUGGACAAAUAUGAUCAACGCUCAGUGUCUGAAGGAUGACGACUCGAUGGCUUUCUGUGCGUGGGCGCGGAAGAUUUUGCUGAAGAACUACGAGAGUGUGAGGAAACAGGCAGAAUUGAAUGCGGAUCAUGAUCACUACUGGUAUCAAAUCCAGCUGUUCUACUAUCAACUCGAAGGCUUGGAGUUUGGGUGGCGAAAGGGCAUUAAGAGAUCAGCUCUGAAGAGAUCACGCCUGGAGAUUCCGCCUGAAGACUUUCUUCUGAUGAAUGCCGGCGGUGAUUUACGAGAUUUGCGCAUUUACUACGAUCGCGUGAUGAUGGGAAGAUCUUCGGAUGCCAACAAGGAUGUGCGCUCGAGCAUGUUGCUGAAUAUCAGCGAGGAGAAUGGCAUUAUAAAGCUCCUGGUUGGGCACUCUGCGGCGAAAUCGUAUUCUCUGAUGCUGAGGAUCGUUAAGAAGUAUAAAUUUAACUUCCAUUUCUCACGAGAUGCCAAAUCACACGUCGUUCCUGGCUCUAAUAUCAUCUUCUCUGGAUAUCCGGGAGUGUUGUCGUCAACUGAUGACUUCUACAAGAUCUCCGGGCGUCACGGGCACUUGAUUGUGGCUGGAGUGGGCAUUGUGAAUAAGAAUCCAGCACUGUGGCAUCAAUUGGAUUUGAGGAAGAAUGUGAUUCUGUCGGCUAGAGCAAUGGCUGCCAAUCGCUUGGCGUACAAUGGACGCUCCUGGUCGCGUGUGAUGGCCAAAGAUCCGGGCACUGGUGCCAAGCAGUGGCUCGUCUCUGAUAGGAAGAUUCUCAGGCAUCUCAUCACGACUCGCAAAGCUGCGGAGUUUGCCGAAAAAUCUCCGGUGCCGCGUGUAGAGACGCAAACGGUAAAAAUGAGCACGUAUCAACCGUUCGAGGAGGGCUCGCAGGAGGGCGUCCAGAUUCGUCCAGAUGUGGAGACGAGGGGACUCGUUUGGCUUGUGGAUCAACUGCCCGGAAGACUCUAUGCCGAGGACGUGACGGAGACUCUGUACCAGCAAGGGACGAUCUUCUGCAAUGGCACGCCGUACUUCAAUGCCACAAUCGAAUUGAGCCUAGUCGAGCAGGAGAAUGAGAAGCCCAUCCCACGCAACUUCACUGAUCUCGAUGAUGUGGGGCUGUUCUUGCGCCAGAGAGCCAAUCGUGGUGAUCUGAGUGAGGAGAAUCCCAAAGCUUACGGAAACAUCGAUCUCAAGCUAUACGCAGAAACCAAUUCUGGCGACAUGGAAUUUCACGCCAUUUCUGGUCCCAUCAGUCUUCCCAUCAAAGAGUACACUUUCAAUGCCUUCACAGUGUCUUCAGACGAUCCCAAGACAUUAAAUCUGGUCAAACACGCUGAACCUUUUCGCUGGAGUGACUCAAAUCUGCCUGAGAAGCACGCUGGACAUCCGGAUGCGUGGAAUUUUGAUAAAAUGUCCCCAAAAUGGGCGUGGAAGUGACUCCUCUUUUCCCUCCAGCUCAUUUUGAGCCUCUCAUAGAUGAAUUUUUUUCCACAAAUAAAUGAUUUUCUUGAA